Messenger RNA from Rodentolepis nana, 783 nucleotides. The record is from the annotation of a GenBank genome assembly. Lineage: Eukaryota; Metazoa; Platyhelminthes; Cestoda; Cyclophyllidea; Hymenolepididae.
AUGUCUCUUGUUGCUAAUUCACAUUACACUGAAGAGCGUCGAAGAUCUGUUCUUCCAACAAACACCCCCAACAUACACCGACCGAAUUCAAUCACUCUCGAGACAGAUGAUAAUGGACUUGAUGAUUCCACUGGUUCUUCCUUACUUCUCAGGGCUAGUUUUGCUGCGAAUAGCUUUCGGCGCAUGUCAAGAGUGUUUCGAGACGAGGGACCUGCAAAGGGUUUCCUGAGGGUAGCAAUCGGUGAUCCAAACCGGCCUAAGUACAUGCAAUUGUCGCUGGAAAAUGAUGAACUGCAUGCAGAAUGGAAGAGGCUCAGGAGUUUUGUGCAAAAUUUUCAUGAAGAGUAUAAGGCCAGUAAGGAGGCUUUGAUGAUGGAUCCCUAUCGUAGAUACAAACGUCUUUGUGCCAUGGUCAAGAAGCUUGUCCUCCACCUUAGGCUCAGUGAUCCAACACCGAGUUCAGUUAAUAAUGGUGGAGCUGGGGCUGCCAGGGCAAGUUCUCUCAAAGGGCAGGUGCUACAAAGCACCGUAAAGGAGAGGGAAAUGAGACAAAAGCAUUGCAAUAUGUGCGACUCAUAUACAACGGAGGAAUUGGCUAGAGAGACGGAUAAGUUACGGGAGAGGAAUGUUGACUUGCAGAAUCGCAUCGACUUACUCAUCGACAAUAUAAAUGAACUGAGUGACUCCUACGACAAAUGCAAACGCACUGCGCCUCUUCUUCGAUAUCAUCAUCUCAAAAAUGCCAUCAAAUUCUUCCUCGCAAACAACUCUGUUGACAAUUGA